AAAUUGUUUUGGUUUUCUAUUAGGUCUAAAGCUAGAAAUACUGAGUUAUAAUCGGAACUCGGAUUUUAGAUUUUUUUUUUUGUGUGUGUGAAAUUAAAUUAUAUACACUUCAUAAUUUUUGAAUUACACUAUUUCUAAAGAAUGAUUCUGAUAUCUAAAAAUUUGAAUUAUUUAUUUCAAAGAACAGUUAAAUGCAAAAUGUUUAACUGAAGGACAAAAACAUAUCACUAAUUGUCAAGAAAUGCCACCUUCUUCAGGAGAAUUGUGGGGGCAUCAUUUGAUGCCCCCUACCAUUACUGUAGAUUGCUUAAUGCCAACUGGAAUAAUCAUUCCAUUAAUAUGUGUUCGAGAUGCUACUCUGGAAACUGUCAAAUCUGAUUUGUGGCAUGAAGCUAAACGAUAUCCUCUUCACCAUAAAUUGGCUGAGCAGAUGUCUUAUAUAUUUGUGUCUGUCACACAAGAUGCAGAGAUUGAAGAAUUUUAUGAUGAGACUCGACGUCUUUGUGAUCUGCGAUUGUUUCAACCAAUUCUCAAAGUGGUUGAGCCAAAAGGCAAUAAGGAAGAAAAAAUGCUCAAUUCUGAAAUAGGUUUGGCAAUUGGAAUGCCUGUUCAUGAAUUUGAUGAAAUGAAAGACUCAGAAGUUAUUGAUUUUCGUCGAAGCAUUUUAAAUGUUUGCAAAGAAACUGUUGAAAUCCGUGACUCAGGUGCAGAAGACAAACUUGCAUCCUAUGUGUAUCCACCAGAGAUAGAAAGCUCUAGAGAAUUUCCACCCAGUCUUGAAAGAAAAUUAGACAGAGGUUUAGUAAUUGUGUGUGUUUGGGUACUUUCACCAACUGGGGAGAAGCAGAAAUACACUGUUAAAGUUUCUAAAGAUGACUACCCUGAAAGUGUGACACAAGAAGCUAUUUUGAAAAAACUAAAGUGUAUGAAACUUACUAAAGAACAACAAAAGGAACGUGCUAGAGAGCAUCAGCAUAGUUAUCUUCUUAAAGUGUGUGGAAUUGAUCAAUAUUUAUUAGAAAGAUUUCCUCUGUCGCAAUACAAGUAUGUUAGAAAUUGUAUUGCCAAGGGUGAAAUCCCUCAACUAAUGUUGAUGUCCAAAGAAGGGGUGUGCAAUUCUCUCCCUCACUGUGAAUUUAGGAUGCCUUCUUUUUUACGCCGUGCUCCACCACCACCAACCAAUGAAGAAUGCAUAUCCCUCUGGAAUGUUGAUGCUAUGCUGAGGAUAAAAGUUCUGUGGGCCACUUAUGUAAAUGUCCGUGAUGUUGAUAAAAUAUAUGUGAAAACUGGUAUAUUCCAUGGAACUGAACUUUUGUGUCCAACACGUGAUACAUCUCAGGUUGUCUUCUCCAAUCCUAAAUGGGAAGAAUGGCUUGAAUAUGACUUAUUUGUUCCUGACAUUCCUCGUAGUGCUCGGUUAUGUCUUUCAGUAUGUAGUGUAUCUCGUAGAAAGAGGAGAGAGGAACAUUGUGCAAUUGCAUGGGGCAAUAUAAACUUAUUUGACUAUAAAGAUCGACUCUUGUCUGAUCGUGUUAGUGUUCAUUUAUGGGCUAUGCCAAAAGGAAUGGAUGAACUUUUAAAUCCAAUUGAUACAACUGGAUCUAAUCCUAAUAGAGACUCUCCAUGCUUAGUACUUGAAUUUGAAAGAUUUAGCAGUACUGUUGUAUUUCCAACUAUGGUGGAAAUAGAAGAAUAUGCAAAUUUUGUUUCCAAGCUUGAUGUGCAAGAGGAAAGUAAAAGAAUGCCAUCUGAUGCUCAGUCAGAAUUUGAAACAUUGAAGGAAAUAAUUGAAAAAGAUCCAUUGUCAGAAAUUUCAGAACAAGAAAAAGAACUUUUAUGGAGGCUGCGUCGUGAAUGUAUGGCUAUUCCAGAUUCUCUGCCUAAACUUCUUGAGGCUGUAAAAUGGAAUAGUAGAGAUGAUGUUGCUCAGAUGUAUAUGCUGUUUAAAGAAUGGCCUCAGGUUUCACCAGAAGUGGCUCUAGAGUUGCUUGAUUGUAAAUAUGCUGAUAAAGUUGUUCGAGACCAUGCUGUAUUGUGGUUGAAUUCUGGUCUAACUGAUGACCUUAUGUCACAAUAUUUGCUUCAACUUGUACAGGUCAUCAAGUACGAAUCUUACUAUGAUAAUAAUCUUGCUAAGCUUCUUCUUAGAAGGGCUUUAUCAAAUAGAAAAAUUGGGCAUUUCUUUUUUUGGCAUUUAAAGUCAGAAAUGCAUGAUCCAUCUGUAGCAGUUCGUUUUGGUUUAAUGCUUGAGGCUUAUUGUAGAGGUGUAGGUUCGCAUUUAAAAUCCAUAGUAAGACAAGUGGAAGCACUUGAAAAGCUUACGAAACUUACUGAUACAUUGAAAGCAAGAAAAGAUGAAACUCAGAAGGAGAGGCUAAAAUUUUUAUAUGAACAAGUGCAACAAGCUGACUAUUUAGAGGCUUUGCAGAAUUUUCCAUCUCCUCUUAAUAAUAAUCAUGUUCUAGGAAAUCUCAUUGUUGAAGAUUGUAAAAUACUCGAUUCUGCUAAACGCCCCUUGUGGUUAGUUUGGCUGAAUCCAGAUCCUAUGGCAGAAUGCUUAUUUAAAUAUAAUUCUAUCAUUUUCAAAAAUGGAGAUGAUCUUAGGCAAGAUAUGCUGACAUUGCAAGUCAUACGCAUCAUGGAUUCUAUAUGGCAGAAUGAAGGUUUAGAUAUGCGAAUGAUGCCAUAUGCUUGUUUAGCUACUGGAAAAGAUGUAGGUAUGAUUGAAGUAGUGAGAAAUGCUAAAACUGUGAUGAAUAUUCAGAGAAAAGGAGGGAGAAUGGCUGCCUUUCAAGUCGAUUCUACUCAACUUCAUAAAUAUAUCAAAGAAAAAAAUAAAGGAAGUAGGUAUGAUCAAGCAAUUGAAACAUUUACUCAAUCCUGUGCAGGAUACUGUGUUGCUACAUUUAUUCUUGGAAUUGGUGAUAGGAAUCCUGAUAACAUCAUGGUAAAUGAGGAAGGUCAAAUAUUUCAUAUUGAUUUUGGACAUUUCUUGGGACAUUUCAAGAAAAAAUUUGGCAUUAACAGAGAAAGAGUUCCUUUUGUACUUACUGAAGAUUUUCUGUAUGUCAUUGCUAAAGGUGCUGAAAAUCCCAAGAAAAGUAAAGAGUUUCAAGCGUUUAUGCAACUGUGUGGAAAAGCUUAUCUCAUGCUAAGAAGGCAUGCUAAUUUAUUGAUCACUCUUUUCAUCAUGAUGUUGUCAACUGGCAUACCAGAACUGCAGUCUAUGAAUGACAUUGGAUAUCUGCGAAAAACUCUGCAGGUGGAAAAGACAGAAGAAGAAGCACUUGAAUAUUUCCAGAAUCAAUUUUUUGAGGCUUAUGGUGGUGCAUGGACAACAAAACUGGAUUGGUUUUUUCACAGUGUAAAACAUCUGUGAUUUUUUUUUUUUUUUAUUGCAAUCAUAAGGUUACCUAGUCACUUUUCUCUCUCUCUGAAUGGUGUAAAAAAAGCAUUCAGGUUUUUUUAAUAAAAUCAUAUUCAUAAACAUUUUUCAUUGUUAUCUAGGGCUUAAAAGAUUCAGUUGAAGAUUGACGAUGAAUUUACAUAUCCAUACUUUUUGAAUUUGU
Molecule: messenger RNA, 3569 nt
Organism: Argiope bruennichi
Lineage: Eukaryota; Metazoa; Arthropoda; Arachnida; Araneae; Araneidae
Product: phosphatidylinositol 4,5-bisphosphate 3-kinase catalytic subunit alpha isoform-like
Exons: 18
Coding region: 242-3379 (1045 amino acids)
Biological process (GO): phosphatidylinositol-3-phosphate biosynthetic process; phosphatidylinositol-mediated signaling; cell migration
Cellular component (GO): plasma membrane; cytoplasm; phosphatidylinositol 3-kinase complex
Molecular function (GO): 1-phosphatidylinositol-4-phosphate 3-kinase activity; 1-phosphatidylinositol-3-kinase activity
Source: RefSeq, a predicted model, not a curated record